AAGAAAGGUUGGAUCUAAAUGUAUUUAUUGAAACUAACGCUAAAAUAAAUGGUGGAAUUGCACGGUUAUUAUAAAAACUAUAACGUUGUUGGAAGUUUGUAGUGAAACAUGAACUAUAAUACCGCUUUUGAAAUAGUUUUUCUGACGCGUUUGAUUCUUGAGAAGAGAAACAUUAACUGGAGCCAAGAAUUAACUGUUGUGGCAAUUGUAUCAAGAUCCGGUAUGGGUGAACUAAAGAAAUGUUUGAAAAAUUCAAAAUUGCUGGAACGUCAGAUACGUUUUAGGUGUGGUAUUCAAAACACUGUCUUUGAUGUAUUACAAGCACGAGCAGGCUGGCAGGAAGUGGUAAGUGAAGAAGACUGGGAUUUCUUUUGGUGUGACCGAGAAUUCUCAAAAGACAACUACACAGGAUUGUACCUGCAUGAACACCAGCGGAUGCUUCAUUUCAGAAACCAUCAUGAGCUUACAAGAAAAAAUCUGAUGGUGAAAAAUCUAAAGCGUUUGAAACGACAAGUUGAGAGAGAUCAUGGGAAAGCUGAAGGUCAAUUUGCAGCAGUUACUGCUAUUUCCAGCCGCAAGAUGUCUAUCAUUGACAAGCUUCGAAGAGGCCAGAAUUAUGCUGAAUAUCAUAUUUUUGUUGAAGAGUUCAAGAGAAACCCAGGACUUGUAUGGAUUAUGAAACCUGCAGCAAAAUCACAAGGAAAAGGUAUUUUCCUCUUCAGAAAGUUAAAAGAUAUAAUUGACUGGAAAAAGAGUGAAAAUCAGUUAAAUAAUGAUAGCAACAAGGAAGCUCCUGAAACAUAUGUCGUCCAAAGAUACAUUGCAAAUCCAUAUCUGAUUGGAGGCAGGAAAUUUGAUGUCAGAGUGUAUGUGCUUGUAACAUCAAUUGCACCUUUAAAAAUUUGGAUUUACAGGAAUGGAUUUGCUCGAUUCUCUAACACACGGUAUUCUUUGGAUGCCAUAAGUGAUAGCUUUAUUCAUUUAACAAAUGUUGCCAUCCAGAAGACUGCUCCGGAUUAUGAUCCAGAGAAAGGCUGCAAGUGGUCAUGUCAGGAUCUCAGACAGUACCUUUAUGCCAAACAUGGAUUAGAAGUAGUGAAAGACAUAUUUCUGCAAAUUGACCUCACCAUCAUCAGAAGUCUGCAGAGUGUACAGAAAAUAAUCAUCAAUGACAAGCAUUGUUUUGAAGCUCUCGGAUAUGACAUUUUAAUUGAUGAUCAACUGAAAGUAUGGCUGAUUGAAAUUAAUGCUUCUCCUUCAUUCACUGCUACCAGCAAAGAAGAUUAUGAUUUGAAAUAUGGUCUCUUAACUGAUGUAUUUAACAUUUUAGAUAUGGAAAAUAGAUUAACAGGCAAUGAAAAAAGAAUUGGUGGAUUUGAUUUACUAUGGCAUGAUGGAGCAGUGCAUUCUGAUGAUGCUAAUAUAAUAUCUAAUGGAGCCAACUCAACCCAUAAUUCCUUUUUAGGUUGUGUAAAUAACCGCAAGACUCAAUUACGGCACAUCUACACUCAAGCAUCAUCAAAGAAGAUAAGUUGAGACUGGCAACAUUUGCAAUACUCCACAAAAUCUUUUGGUUUCUAUGUCAGCUAUUUCGACUCAAGUUGAAAUUUUCUAAGCAAGACAGAAGAUUCAAAUAGAAUCAUUUGAUAUUGAUUUUUAUUUUUUUAAUUUGAAUACAUAAUAAUCGUGUUCUUUACAGCAAAGAAGCAAUUCAGGAAACGGUAUGUUAUUUUCUAUUGGACUGAAAUUAAAAUGAAAUGAAAGUUUUUCUGCUUGAAUUUUGACUUUUAAUAAAAGCAAGAGAAAGUCUGAAACA
Octopus bimaculoides (California two-spot octopus) is the source of this 1816-nucleotide messenger RNA. Its product is annotated as putative tubulin polyglutamylase TTLL9. Gene Ontology annotation, cellular component: ciliary basal body. Gene Ontology annotation, biological process: microtubule cytoskeleton organization; protein polyglutamylation. The record is from RefSeq and is a predicted model, not a curated record. Gene Ontology annotation, molecular function: tubulin binding; tubulin-glutamic acid ligase activity. Lineage: Eukaryota; Metazoa; Mollusca; Cephalopoda; Octopoda; Octopodidae.